GUUAUUCUUCUUUACAGACCAAGCACAUUGCCCUCUCGGACCUUGUGUGCAAUCGCACCGUCUCUCGGUCCCAAUGUUGCACAUUUGCACAGUGCGGUAGAAAAAUUGAAAGAUAGGAUGACGAACGCCAGGAACUGAUCAGCUUCCUGUUUGGAGCUUACGUGUAAAGCGGUAGAAGGCUGACUAGAAAAAGGGCAGGCUGAGAAAAAAAUAAAAUCAUGAGCAGCCAGCCACCGCGAGAACGGUAGGUGCGACCAAAGGUUGUGUAUGUAUUGUGCAAGAGGGGGCAACGAUGAUGACACGCUCAAUUUGAUGUGUUGCGAAGUCUUGGUUUACCCUCUUACGCCAUCUUUAUGCGAAGAGUGGCCGGUCCUCUAUGGAAUCUUUUCCCCGUCGUACUCUAGUUUGCCGACGUCCAAAAACAGAUGCAAAAUCCUUUCUUUCUGCAGGAAAAAUCGUCUUCCCCACUUCAUCAUGUUUUCUUCACCCCUCUAUAUAAAUAGAAAACCAGAGAGACAGCGAAGCGUGCAAUUAAACAUGGCCAUGAGCCAGGAGGGCGCCUGCGACAUCAGCCUUUCCCUCGAGCUGAGCAUUGGCGGGAGCUGGAGGAGCGCCAAGGAGUGCUCCGAGCCCUGUUUCACAUUUAGCCUCAGCGACAGCUUCGGAGCUAGUGAUGUUGGUUUCUCUGUUAAGAAAGAAACUGUUAGUCGUGAUAUAGCAUGCGAGGAGGUGGAAGCGGAGAGGCUGUCGUCGUUCCGCAGCGGUGGAAGCGACGAGGACGACGACGUUGGCGCGAGGAAGAAGCUUAGGCUCACAAAGGAGCAGUCUGCUCUGUUAGAGAACAGAUUCAAGGAGCACAGCACCAUAAAUACGAGGCAAAAGCAUGCCCUGGCUGAGCAACUCAGUCUCCGGCCACGGCAGAUCGAAGUAUGGUUUCAGAAUAGACGGGCAAGGACUAAGCUGAAGCAGAUGGAAGUGGACUGCGAGUUCCUAAAGAAACGCUGCCAGAAGUUGAGCGACGAGAACCGGAGGCUGCACAAAGAGCUACAACAGAUAAAGACUCUGAUCAAAGCUACACCAUCUCACAUGAGCUUCCCUGCUGCAGUCAACCUCACCGUCUGCCCUUCCUGUGAGAGCAGAGGUCACAGUGCUGGCAAUGACCAAGACUAAGUCAUUUAGGACAACUUUGAAGCCACAGCAGCCCAAGUUCCUCGUUUUUUUGCUUGGAACGCAAACAUUGCAGUGAAGCGAAGCAUCAUCAAAGUGAAUAUUUUGACUUUAAUUUCUCGCCAUUAAUGGUCGGCCAAUAUGUGAAAUGUAACCCGUAGUGCAAUGGUUCGCAUGAGUGCGGCGGCUCAGUCGCCAAUCAUGCAUGACUGUAGUCUGUAGUGUGCCAUUACUUUGCUAGCAAGAACACGUUUGAUAAUUUGAGUUGCAAGCUGAUUGGGACAGGCAGCCAUGGAUAUUAAUGGCCGUCUGCGGAUAAGAAGGAAUUAAGGGCACGUGAAGCUGACACAGUUCGAUUCAGCACGAGCACUCCCCUCGCUACGUGAUAAGCUAUAACCGAAUUGGUUCAGUGCAGGGAAUAUUAUGGGAGACUUCAGCGAGAACAUAUGCUGUCUGCCACUUUCAAUGUGGACGCCAUUGCAGUUUGUAA
Messenger RNA from Zingiber officinale, 1657 nucleotides. RefSeq names its product homeobox-leucine zipper protein HOX15-like. Gene Ontology annotation, molecular function: sequence-specific DNA binding; DNA-binding transcription factor activity, RNA polymerase II-specific. Gene Ontology annotation, biological process: regulation of DNA-templated transcription. Lineage: Eukaryota; Viridiplantae; Streptophyta; Magnoliopsida; Zingiberales; Zingiberaceae. The record is from RefSeq and is a predicted model, not a curated record. The coding region runs from base 268 to 1170 and encodes 300 amino acids. The transcript is spliced from 3 exons.